Messenger RNA from Colossoma macropomum (tambaqui), 1801 nucleotides. RefSeq names its product coactivator-associated arginine methyltransferase 1, like (gene carm1l). The transcript has 13 exons. Gene Ontology annotation, molecular function: protein-arginine N-methyltransferase activity. Bases 99 to 1493 code for a protein of 464 amino acids. The record is from RefSeq and is a predicted model, not a curated record. Gene Ontology annotation, biological process: peptidyl-arginine methylation. Lineage: Eukaryota; Metazoa; Chordata; Actinopteri; Characiformes; Serrasalmidae.
GCUCCAGCAGCCCCCUUUCACUCCUGCUUAUACUCAGCCUGAAUUACAGCUCUGUGUAGGAACCAGCUAAACAUGUUGGUAAAUGGACACAGGUUUAAAUGAUGGACAGUGAUCAGGAACAGAAACGCUUCUUGGUCAGUCUGAUCUUUCUGAAUGACAGCGAGACUGAGGGUAAGCUGGAAAUCUCCAAACAGAGGGAGCAUCAGGAUCUCACUCUGCAGGUCUGCAGAGACACAGCGGACAUCUCUCUCAGUGUGGAGGACGGUGAUGGCAUGUGUGUCUUUAAAUGCUUGAUCUCGAGGGAGACAGAGUGCUGUCGAGCGGGGUCUCAGUCCUUCCUCAUCACCACGGGCUGCGUGAGCGUCUUGCUGCGCUUCAGCACGCGGCCAGAGUUCCAGACUUUCCACAGUUUGCUAAAGUCACAUUUGGACUCCAGCAGAGGGAUGUCAGCAUUCGAUCAGAGAACAGACAACUCAUCUGCCCUGCAAUACUUUCAGUUUUACGGCUGUCUUUCUCAGCAGCAGAACAUGCUUCAGGAUUACCUGAGGACAGCGACGUACCAAAAAGCCAUUUUACUGAAUGAUGUUGACUUCAGAGAUAAGGUAGUGCUUGAUGUAGGCUGUGGGACUGGAAUACUCUCCUUUUUUGCCAUCCAGGCUGGGGCGAAGAAAGUGUAUGCAGUGGAGGCCAGUUCAGUGGCCAAAUACGCAGAAGUACUAGUGAGGAGUAAUGGCAUGUCUGACAGAAUUGUCGUGCUUGCUGGGAAGAUUGAGGAGGUGUCCUGCCCAGAGAAAGUGGAUGUCAUCAUCUCUGAACCAAUCGGCUACAUGCUCCUCAAUGAACGGAUGCUGGAGAGCUACUUGCACUCCAAAAACUGGCUGAAGCCCGAAGGUAUGAUGUUCCCCACCUUCAGUGACAUCCACCUGGCUCCCUUUACUGAUGAGCAGCUUUACUUAGAGCACCAUGCACGUUCCAGCUUCUGGCUCCAGACGAGUUUCUAUGGUGUAAACCUGAGUGGACUUCAUCCUGCAGCUAUGGAUGAGUUCUUCAGACAGCCAAUAGUGGACACUUUUGAUAUGCAGAUUCUGAUGGCAAGAUCUGUGAAAUACAGCAUUAACUUCCUUGAAGCUAAAGAAGAGGACUUGCACAGGAUGGAAAUUCCCUUUGUCUUCAAACUGCUGCAGUCGGGACUGAUUCAUGGUCUGGCGUUCUGGUUUGAUGUGGCGUUUGUAGGAUCAAGGAUGACUGUAUGGCUGUCCACUGCGCCCCAUGAGCCCCUGUCUCACUGGUACCAGGUCCGCUGUCUCCUCCAGACUCCACUGUUUGCCAAAAUGGGGCAGACGCUGUCAGGACAGGUUCUACUGAUUGCCAACAAGAGGCAGAGUUAUGACAUCCACAUCACAGCUGUUGUUGAUGAGUCUGGCUUUAAAUCUGGCAACACACUAGAUCUCAAAAAUCCUUUCUUUCGGAUGCCAGGGUGGCUGCAGAUCUAAGAAGCAACAGUGAGGCAUGGCAGAGUAGUCAGUGCCACCGUGGCUGGGAAUGUGACAUCCUUGGACUAGGCUGGGUAAAGUAAACCCACAUUAAGCUUCAGUGGCAGUUAAAAACAAGGAGUUUUUUAUGAAAAAUAACAUGUAGGGUUCAUCUUUAAGAGAGACAAACAAUGACAUGUCCCUAAUGUCCAGAGGCAAAAAUGAGUUUCUCUUUUUUAUAUCACUCUUAAAGGGGGCUUAUUGUAGAAACUUGAAUUUUCUUUUUUUUAAAGCUAAAGCAUUUAUAGUAACAGUAUGUAAACAUUGUU